AUAGAGAGAGAGGGACGGGAGUGGGUUGGGAAAUAAAAGAGCAAAAUUUUAUUGAGUGGCAAAAAAAAAAAAAAAAAGAAGAGAGAGAAAGAGAUAGGGACUAGAGAGAGAGACGGAGAAGAGAGGUGGGCACUUUAUUACCUUUUUUACGAUGCACGCAUCCGUGGCAGAGCAGAGAAGGGCAGAGGCUACUGCUACGACACAAGGGUAGAAAGAAAGAGAUUAGAAGGAGGGGAGGAAGAGGAGGUUUAGAGCCAAAAAGGAGCCAGCUUUUUGUAGAGAGACUAGUGAAAGAAAGAGAGAGAGAUAUGGAGCAGAAAUGGUGGUGUUAUGGGAAGGAAUAGAUAUUGUAAAACAAAGAGGGAAGAGGAAAAACUGGAUGAGAAAUAGUUUGAAGGAUUAGUAUAUGUGUGUAUAUAUAUAUAUAUAUAUUUUUUUUUUUCUUUUUCAUUUUUGUGAAAUGGGUUUGUUUUCUUUUGAGCUGAGGGAUUGAUGGCAUGCAAGGAGAGAUGGUGGGUUUAAAGCUACUGAGGAACACAGACUUGAAUCAAAGAUUCUUCAUCUUCUUCUUGUUCUUGUUCCUGUUCUUCCCCUUUACGAAUCUCGUGCAGUGUUUGAUCUUCGAAGAGGUUUUGGAUUCUGGGUAUGAGAGGGAUGCCCUUUCAUUGGCAGCAGGGGAAGGGGGUUUUAGAAAUUGCAGCCGCAGCCGCAGCAGCAGCAGCAGAAGCCGGAGGCUUCCCUUCGAUUUGUGCCGGAGAUAAGUGGAAGAAACAAGAGCUUUGUAGCUUUGCAACCAACGAACCUACUUCUGUUCUUCAUAUGAGAAGAAGCCCGAGUCCUCCCACAUCGGCAUCGACUCUGUCUUCGUCUUUCGGAGGUGGUGGUGGUGGAGGAGGAGUUGGAGGCGGCGACGGCGGUUCAACAGACAACACCGGCGGCGUGGCGGCGGGACUUCCGCCGCAUACACCAGCCGCGCCAGUAACGGAGCCCAGCACCGGGGCUUCACGGAAAAACGAGUGGGCAUCGGAGCUCCAGCCGAUUCCUAGCGGACUAGAGGCUGUUACCGGGUCAGGAGGCGAAAGAUGUGGACUUGGGUUGGAGGAUUGGGAGACCAUGUUGUCCGAAACGGCGGCUUCGCCUGGACAAGACCAGUCGCUUCUCCGGUGGAUCGCGGGCGACGUUGAUGACCCGUCGUUUUGCUUGAAGCAGCUUUUGCAGGGUGGAAACAAUCCUCUCGAGUUUGACGGCAAUGCCGGCUUGGGAGUCGUCGAUCAGGGCACGGGAUUCGACCACAUCGGCGGUGCCUUGGGAGGCGUUUCCGGUACUGGUAGUCUGAUGGCUGGCAUUAAUCCGAAUUUGGGUUUUCCUGGUUCUGGGUCGGCAAACAACAACAACAAUGGAAGUGGAAAGAUUGGUUCGAUUGCGCCAAGCUCUUCUGGAGGACUUAAUUACAAGGUUACAAACAUUGGGUUGGGCAGCAACAACAACGGCAAUUGUAAUAUGCAAAACCCCAUUCUAUCAAAUUCGGCUUUCGGUCUUCCUCUUUCGGUUUCUUUGCCUCCCGGAAUGGUUUAUCAGCCGCAGCAACAAGAUUUUGAAAGCCCAGAUGAGAAGCCGCAGAUUCUGAAUCCACAGUUGUUGAUGAACCAACAGCAGCAGCCGCAUCUCCCUCAGAAUCCCAACUUUUUUCUGCCAUUAGAACAGCACCUGCUUCAGCCCCAACCGAAGCGCCACAACUCCGGCGGUGUGGACCCUGGUUCUCAGAUAUCAAAAGUUCCAUUUCCUGAUCCGGGUCACGAGUUCAUGCUUAGGAAACAACAACAACAUCUGGGUUUUCCUCAGGGCAUGCAGUUUCUUCCUCAGCAUCAUCAUCAGCGGAAGCCAUUGAUGGUACCCAAGCAGAAAAUGGUUGGACCUAGUGAAGAAUUGGCGGCCCACCAACACCAGCACCAUCAGCAACAACAACAUGCUUUGCUCGACCAGCUCGACAAGGCCGCAGAGCUGGUAGGGACUGGGAAUUUCUCACACGCGCAAGGGAUAUUGGCGCGGCUCAAUCACCAGCUCUCCCCUGUUGGAAAACCUCUCCACAGGGCUGCUUUCUACUUCAAGGAGGCUUUGCAAUUGCUCCUCCUCUUGAACAACCCAGUCACCUCCCCUCCGCCCAGAACCCCGACCCCUUUCGAUGUUAUCUUCAAAAUGGGCGCUUAUAAGGUCUUCUCCGAGGUCUCCCCACUUAUUCAAUUCGUCAACUUUACCUGCAACCAGGCUCUCCUCGAAGCAGUGGAUGAUGCGAAUCGAAUUCACAUCGUAGAUUUUGAUAUUGGGUUUGGUGCUCAAUGGGCUUCUUUUAUGCAGGAGCUUCCAUUGAGGAAUAGAGGCACCCCAUCAUUGAAAAUCACUGCCUUUGCCUCUCCCUCCACCCACCAUCCGGUCGAGCUUGGUCUAAUGAAAGAAAAUCUUACACAGUUUGCCAAUGAAAUUGGUAUAUCUUUUGAGCUUGAAGUUUGUAACUUUGAUAUUUUGGAGCAAACCUCCUACACCCUGUCUGUGUUCCAAACAAAUGAAAAUGAAGCUGUUGCGGUAAAUUUUCCUAUCUGGUCUUCUUCGAGUCAACCAGCGGCUUUGCCUAAUCUGCUUCGCUUUAUAAAGCAGCUUUCCCCGAGAAUCGUGGUAUCUUUGGACCGGGGUUGUGAUAGAUUUGAUCUCCCUUUCCCGCAACACAUACUUCAGGCUCUCCAAUCCUAUAUAAUUCUGCUGGAAUCGUUGGAUGCCGUUAAUGUGCCUUCAGAUGCUCUGAACAAGAUUGAGAGGUUCCUGCUCCAGCCAAGCAUUGAGAGCACCGUAUUGGGGCGUCUUCGAGCCCCGGAUAAGAUGCCCCUUUGGAAAACGCUCUUUGCCUCGGCUGGUUUCACCCCUUUAACGUUUAGCAACUUUACUGAAACUCAGGCAGAAUGUGUGGUGAAGAGGACUCCGGCGAGGGGAUUUCAUGUUGAGAAGCGGCAAGCUUCACUAGUGCUGUACUGGCAGCGUCGAGAGCUCAUCUCAGCUUCAGCUUGGAGAUGCUGAGGAGCAGCAGCCAUUUGACAAAGCAAGGAGGUUGGUUUUUAGCAACUCACAAUUUAUCCCAGAGGUUCCAAUUUACUCUAAUCUGUUAUUUAAGUAAAUAAAUGUUGAACUGUGUUCUUGGCACCUCUGAUGUGACUUUAAUCUUUGUGAAUUAUCAUGAUUGUGAGUCUCCUUUGCUUAUUGUCCAUCUAGUCUAGAUAAUCUAGCAUUUUCCUUGAGACAAAACAUCUAACAAGGAAAUUCCAGUAGAGCCUUUUUCUUUUGGAUAUGCAUACUAUUAUUAUUGUACUUCGAUGUUUUUAAUGGGGAAAUGUGGAUGUUUCUGGUGAAGGUGGUGAUUAUUGGUUACAAACAAUUAUAUUAUAAUUGGUUACAAACAAUAAUAUUAUAAUCA
Molecule: messenger RNA, 3460 nt
Organism: Ziziphus jujuba (common jujube)
Lineage: Eukaryota; Viridiplantae; Streptophyta; Magnoliopsida; Rosales; Rhamnaceae
Product: scarecrow-like protein 22
Exons: 1
Coding region: 646-3066 (806 amino acids)
Biological process (GO): regulation of DNA-templated transcription
Cellular component (GO): nucleus
Molecular function (GO): sequence-specific DNA binding; DNA-binding transcription factor activity
Source: RefSeq, a predicted model, not a curated record